Messenger RNA from Suricata suricatta (meerkat), 1749 nucleotides. Its product is annotated as keratin, type II cytoskeletal 6A-like. Gene Ontology annotation, cellular component: keratin filament. The transcript is spliced from 8 exons. Lineage: Eukaryota; Metazoa; Chordata; Mammalia; Carnivora; Herpestidae. Gene Ontology annotation, molecular function: structural constituent of skin epidermis. Gene Ontology annotation, biological process: keratinization; intermediate filament organization. The record is from RefSeq and is a predicted model, not a curated record.
AUGUCUAGCAAAUCCACCACGAGGAGCCAAAGCAUCAGCCACCGUGGCUUCAGUGCCAGCUCAGCCAGAGUCCCAGGGGUCUGCCGCUCUGGCUUCAGCAGUGUCUCCGUGUCCCGUUCCAGGGGCACUGGUGGCCUCGGUGGAGUGUGUGGAGGAGCUGGCUUUGGUAGCAGAAGCCUCUAUGGCCUGGGCGGCUCCAAGAGGAUCUCCAUCGGAGGGGGCAGCUGUGCCAUCAGUGGUGGAUAUGGUGGCCGAGUUGGAGGUGGCUUUGGCUAUGGAGGUGGAGCCGCCAGUGGAUUUGGUUUUGGUGGUGCAGCUGGUGGUGGCUUUGGGCUCGGUGGUGGAGCUGGCUUUGCUGGUGGCUAUGGGGGCUCUGGCUUUCCCGUGUGCCCCCCUGGAGGCAUCCAAGAAGUCACCGUCAACCAGAACCUCCUCACUCCUCUGAACCUGCAAAUUGACCCCACCAUCCAGCGAGUGAGGACUGAGGAGCGGGAGCAGAUCAAGACCCUCAACAACAAGUUUGCCUCCUUCAUCGACAAGGUGAGAUUCUUAGAACAACAGAACAAGGUCCUAGACACCAAGUGGACUCUGCUCCAGGAGCAGGGCACCAAGACCGUGAGGCAGAAUCUGGAGCCCUUGUUUGAGCAGUACAUCAACAACCUCAGGAGACAGCUGGACAGCAUCCUGGGGGAGAGGGGCCGCCUGGACACAGAGCUCAGGGGCAUGCAGGACAUGGUGGAGGACUUCAAGAACAAAUAUGAAGAUGAAAUCAACAAGCGCACAGCUGCAGAAAAUGAAUUUGUGACUCUGAAGAAGGUGAGAUGAUGAAGAUCAGGGGUACAUGUUCCUUUGUGGAAAGAGAGGACUCUUGGAUGGAAGAUCUUGGGGUUGGAUACCUCUUUAAAUGCCACAGAAAAAAUGAUCUGACGAUCUUAUGUUCUGCAGGAACUGGCUCAGAUGCAAACCCACAUCUCAGACACUUCCGUGGUCCUGUCCAUGGACAACAACCGUAACCUGGACCUGGACAGCAUCAUCGCUGAAGUCAAAGCCCAAUAUGAGGAGAUCGCUCAGAAGAGCCGGGCUGAGGCUGAGUCCUGGUACCAGAGCAAGUAUGAGGAGCUGCAGGUCACCGCAGGCAGACAUGGGGAUGAUCUGCGCAACACCAAGCAAGAGAUUGCUGAGAUCAACCGCAUGAUCCAGAGGCUGAGAUCUGAGAUUGACCAUGUCAAGAAGCAGUGUGCCAACCUGCAGUCUGCCAUUGCUGAUGCUGAGCAGCGUGGGGAGAUGGCCCUCAAGGAUGCCAAGAACAAGCUGGCUGAUCUGGAGGAUGCUCUGCAGAAGGCCAAGCAGGACAUGGCCCGGCUGCUGAAGGAGUACCAGGAGCUGAUGAAUGUCAAGCUGGCCCUGGAUGUGGAGAUUGCCACCUACAGGAAGCUGCUGGAGGGCGAGGAGUGUAGGCUGAACGGGGAAGGUGUUGGACAAGUCAACAUCUCUGUGGUGCAGUCCACCGUUUCUGGAGGCUACGGCAGCGCUGGCGGCUAUGGCAGUGCCAGCGGUGUGGGCAGUGGCCUAGGCCUGGGCGGAGGCAGCGGCUACUCCUAUGGCAGUGGCCACAGCCUGGGAGCUGGCUUCAGUUCCAGCAGUGGCAGAGGCAUUGGGGGUGGCUUCAGCUCCUCUGGGGGCAGCAGUUCCACCAUCAAAUACACCACCACCACCUCAUCCUCCAGCAGGAAGAGCUACAAGCACUAA